Messenger RNA from Microplitis mediator, 1124 nucleotides. It is a transcript of the gene Rpp21, whose product is annotated as ribonuclease P protein subunit p21. The transcript is spliced from 4 exons. NCBI's taxonomy places the organism in Eukaryota, Metazoa, Arthropoda, Insecta, Hymenoptera, Braconidae. The record is from RefSeq and is a predicted model, not a curated record. Bases 471 to 1022 code for a protein of 183 amino acids. Gene Ontology annotation, biological process: tRNA processing. Gene Ontology annotation, cellular component: nucleolar ribonuclease P complex.
UUAUUACCUCCAGGAUGUACACAAAUUGUCCAGCCGGGUGGCGACUUACAACACGUGGCAGUUUAUAUCUCCGCUAUUUCUCGAGGAAAAUAUUUAAAAAUUUUAGAAUAUACUUUUGAAUAGAUGUAUAAAAUGACCCCAAGAUGUAAAUAAAAUAUAUGUAUUUCUUAUAUGUUAAAAAAAUUCAUAAGAAUUGCAGACCUACACCCUCAACCCUUCAUGUUAUUAAAAGUAGCAGACAUUCAAAAUUUAAAUUGUUUCUAUUUUUUUUUUUUUUUUUUUGGUUUUACGAACAAAUUAUUCAGUCAACUUGAGUAAUUUUACCUGGUCGGCGUGAUAUUGGCCGUCUCAAAAAAUAAACAAAAUAUACUACUGGUCUAACCUAAAAAAAGUAGAAGUAUUUAAUCGUGACUAAUUUUUCGUAAUAGUAAUUAAAUAACGAAAUUAUUGAAAAUAUAAUUAAUUGAAUAAUGAGCAAUAAAAAAAACACAAAUCAUUGCGAGAAAAAGGAAAUUUUGGAACGUAUGAAUUAUUUAUAUCAGGCAAGUAAAUAUUUAUCAAAGUAUGAUAAUAUAACGGCGUCAUGUUUUGGUAAUGCGAUGAUAAGUUGCUCACGUAAAGCUGUCUUAAGAAUAGAUACGGAUGUUAAGAGAACGAUAUGUAAAUGUUGUCAGACACCAUUGAUACCCGGCGAAACAUCACGUGUAAGAUUAAUAACAAAGCCAAUAAAAGCUAUCAGAAGUACAUGUUUGAUUUGUCAUACGUCUAAAAGAAUACCAACCAAACCUGGGUAUAAAUUGUGGACCGAGGAUCCUAAUUCAGUAAAUCAAAUAUUUCAUUACACUCCAAAAAUAAAAGACAAUAACAGCAAAAUAAAUUCAAACAUCAAGACUGAGAGCAAUCCAUCAUCGGGAGUCACUUCUACCCCGGAUGAAAAGAUAGAAACUGAUAAAUUAAAUGAGUCAGUGAAUGUUAAUAAAAUAAAUGUAAAAUUAUCAGAAGGACUCGUAAUAAAUAAAUAAUUAAGACAAAAUUGAUUAUGAAUAGUGUUUUUUAUUUAUGUAUCAUAAAUGUUUACAUAAAAUAUUUUACAAUAAUGUUUAAUUAAUAAAAAAAAAGUAAAA